Molecule: messenger RNA, 1824 nt
Organism: Naumovozyma dairenensis CBS 421
Lineage: Eukaryota; Fungi; Ascomycota; Saccharomycetes; Saccharomycetales; Saccharomycetaceae
Gene: HRP1
Product: Hrp1p
Exons: 1
Coding region: 1-1824 (607 amino acids)
Molecular function (GO): RNA binding
Source: RefSeq, a predicted model, not a curated record
AUGAGUUCUGACGAAGAAGAUUUUAAUGAUAUUUAUGGUGAAGAAACGAAUAGCACCCCAGUCAUUACGGCUUCAGUUAAUGGUGAAAAAGAUGUAAAGACGGUGAAAGAAGGACCGGAAGGUGACCAAAAGGCGGGGGAAGCUUUGGAAAUGAAUAAAGAUACCAACCAAGUUGGCCAAAGUAACAAGGACCAACCAAGUCAUUUAGAUGCUUUGCAAGCGUUAUCAUCUCAGAUGAAUCAAGUAUCUACAACAAAUAGUAAUAAUAUUAAUAAUAUUAAUAAUAAUAAUAAUAGUAAUAAUAAUAAUUCUAAUUUUGCAAAUAAUACGAAUUUGGAUAGUACUAAUAAUGUUAAUAAUAACAAUGAAGUUUCACCUGUUAAUAAUGUUGUGGUUUCACACACAAAUAAUUUGGAUGACAAUAAUGGUGACGCGAAUGUGAAUGGCAAUAGUAACAAUUUCCCUCAACCAGGGGGAAUGCCCUGGGGUCAAUUUCAACAAACAAUGCCAGGAUUUCCAAAUCAACAACCAGCUAUGUUACCACCACAACCACAACAAAAUGUUAAGGCUGACAUUUCAAAAGAUAGUUGUAAAAUGUUUAUAGGUGGAUUGAAUUGGGAAACAACAGAAGAUGGUCUCCGGAAUUAUUUUAAUAAGUAUGGUAAUGUCAUUGAGUUGAAGAUAAUGAAGGAUGGAGCAACAGGUAGAUCUAGAGGUUUUGGGUUUUUAACUUUCGAACAUCCAUCGAGCGUUGACGAAGUGGUUAAAACACAACAUAUAUUGGAUGGUAAGGUUAUCGAUCCAAAAAGAUCAAUUCCAAAAGAGGAACAAGAUAAAAUCGGUAAAAUAUUUGUUGGCGGUAUCGGUACAGAUGUCCGUCCAAAGGAAUUUGAGGAAUUUUUUGCCCAAUUUGGGACUAUCAUUGACGCUCAAUUAAUGUUAGAUAAAGAUACUGGUAGAUCAAGAGGGUUUGGUUUUAUAACUUAUGACUCAGCAGAUGCUGUCGACAAAGUAUGCCAAAAUAAGUAUAUAGACUUUAAAGGCAAGCAAAUAGAAGUUAAGAGAGCACAACAGAGACAUUCACACGGUAAACCGGCGGAUGCUUCAAACAGUCAGAUGCUAACUCCAAAUCCUAUGGCAACGCCAGGGAUGGUGAACCCGAUGGGUCAGAUGUAUCAAAAUCCAAUGAUGCCAGGUUUUAAUCCGAUGUUCAACCCUCAAGCAAUGACUGAUUAUUACCAAAGAAUGCAGGACUACUAUAAACAAAUGCAAGCACAAACAGGGAUCGACUACUCACAAAUGUAUCAACAGCAGAUGGCCAUGAUGAUGCCUGGAUUUUCCAUACCUCAAGGAACUGAUGGGUCAGGUUCCCCAACAUCAGAUUCCGUAACUCCAUCUACGCAACCAGAAAUAUCAGAGGCAAAUAAUGAAGAAAAUUCAUCUUCUAAUGUUCAAACAAUUGGGGAAGAAUCUGCACCAGCACCGGCACCAGCGCCUGCACCUGUGACUAUAGAGCCAUCCAUCCCUACAACGGAUGAAGAAAAAACCAGGGCACCAGCUUCGCCACCGCUGCUGAAUCUUCCAAAGGGUCCGAGAGACCCAACUGCAACAGCUACGAUACAUCAUCAAUACCAACGUAACAAUGACCGUGGUCAUUAUUAUUCUAAUGGUAGGGAUAGAAAGUAUGGACGUGAUGAAGAUCGCGAUCGCGAUCGUGACCGUGGUCGUGGCGGUUACCAUGGAGGACAUCGUGGUGGGUACCGUGGAAAUCGUGGACGUGGAGGAGGAUACAAUAAGCGUAAGAACGGGUAUCGUCCGUAUUAA